UUCGGCCUUAUAAGAAAACGGGGAGAUGGAAAAACUUUAGUAGUGUUUUCUGGAAUCGUCCAGUUUCUGAAGCUAGUAGCUCCGUCGCGUUUCAAUGGCAUCUGCUCACUCCUUCGCCGCCGUAUCUGUUCUCGCUACGGCCUCCAAGCAAGGAACAACACUUACAUCGCCUUCAUCUUCUUCCUCUACUCUCCACUCUCUUUCUCUUGGAUUUAAAGUUAAACCCCGCGAACUCUCUGUCUUCCCUGACCAUCGCAGGGCUGCGCUCAAAGGGCCAGCAAAGGCGCAGUCGAAAGAGGCUGGAGCAAGUGUUGUGGGAGAUACAUUUAGUAAUCUCAAACAUCUUCUCCUGCCUGUGAUUGAUCGGAAUCCUUAUCUUUCUGAAGGCACUAGACAGGCUGCUGCUACAACAACUAGUUUGGCCAAAAAGUAUGGAGCUGAUAUAACAGUUGUAGUCAUCGACGAAGAAAAGAGAGAAUCAUCAUCGGAGCAUGAGACUCAAGUAUCCAACAUCCGGUGGCAUCUAUGCGAAGGUGGGUUCGAGGAGUUUAGGCUGUUGGAGAGGCUUGGGGAAGGGAAAAAGGCGACGGCCAUAAUAGGAGAGGUCGCAGAUGAGCUGAAUAUGGAGCUGGUGGUGAUGAGCAUGGAAUCCAUCCACUCUAAGUUCAUCGACGCCAAUUUACUUGCUGAGUUCGUCCCCUGCCCCGUCCUGCUCUUGCCCUUAUAAUUAUCAACCAACCAACCAACCAAAUAUCUGGUUUGGCUUUUCUUGUCUUGUGUUGUGUGCUCUCCAACGCUUCCUUUGAAUUUCUCGAGAGUGGAUCGAAACGUGUCGAGGUAUUGAGAUGCAUGUGUCAAACAUUUUCUGUCUUAAUCAUUACGUUGCGUUGCGUGUA
Messenger RNA from Eutrema salsugineum, 896 nucleotides. RefSeq lists its product as uncharacterized. The record is from RefSeq and is a predicted model, not a curated record. The transcript is spliced from 5 exons. Bases 95 to 727 code for a protein of 210 amino acids. NCBI's taxonomy places the organism in Eukaryota, Viridiplantae, Streptophyta, Magnoliopsida, Brassicales, Brassicaceae.